CCUCUCUGUCCCCCUCCUCUCUUUCUCUCUUAUGUAUCGGCUUCUUUUCGUUGAUUCAAAAUGAUGGCUAAAAUAAAAAUCCGUGCUUUCUAACUCUGAAUCUGAAAGAAGAAGCAAAAAAGUUGUUUUUUUUUUCUUUCCUCUCCCAAUUUCGUCCCUUUCAAUGCCCGGCGAAAAAAACCAAACCAUUUCUUCCCUUCUUCCCCGAUCCUUCAUAGCUUCUAAUCCACAGCGCUGAUCCUAGCGUCAGCCGGAAAAAUGGAGGACGAUGAGAAGAAGCCUUCCGGCUGCUGCCUUGUACUUCUCUACAACUCCUGCUUCCGUCGCCAUCCAGUCCCCGUUUCUCCUAUCAACCCAAUCCCCCCACCCAUCUCCUCCAAUGGCAAAAUUUACAAAUCCAAUGCCCAAUUGCCUAUUCCCAACCAACCCUCCGCCGCCCUCGUCUCCCCCAAUCACACUAAAUCCCAUAUCGCCGGCCAGUCCAAGUUAACCAUAGCCGCCCCUGUCUCGCGGCCUCAAAUCGUCAGCAUAUCUUCCGAACUCGACAGCUUGAUCUACGACCACCAGCGAGCCAAGGGGAGCAGCACUCUCCUCCGCGCCUCUUCGGGCAACGUUAUGCUCUUUGGCAAUCUGGGUAAUCUACGCUCCCAUGGCGCCGUCGCGGCGCCCAACCGCAACUUGCCCGAAUAUCUCCCGAAGACUGCCAAGGAGAUGAAGCCGGCGAGGCGUGCCGCGGAGGCUGAAACGCCGACCGCCAUUCGUCCGGCGCUGUCGAGGAGGUUGGACGCGGAGGAGCUCAAGGAGAUAGGGAACGAGGAGUACAAUAAGGGGAGGUAUGCGGAGGCCAUCGCGAUCUACGAUAGAGCUAUAUUGAUUGAUCCUGACAAGGCUUCUUACUGGAAUAAUAAGGCGGCAGCUCUUAUAGGCCUCGGUCGCCUUCUUGAUGCUGUGGAGGAGUGCAGGGAGGCUAUUAGGAUUGAUCCUUAUUAUUUCAGAGCGCAUCAACGGCUCGCUAAUCUCUAUAUCCGAUUGGGAGAAGCAGAAAGAGCAGCUAAACACUAUAAGUUAGCGAAAAAUGAAGCAAGCUAUGAUGACAUAUCGCGAGCAAAGGCCGUGGAGAUUCUCAUUGGAAAGUGCAGGGAAGCGAAGAGCUUAAGGGAUUGGAAUAUUCUGCUGAAGGAGAGUCAGUCUGCUAUUUCUGCUGGUGUCGAUUCAUCUCCCCAGAUAUUCGCCUACCAAGCUGAGGCCUUUUUGAUGCUCUUCAAGAUGGACGAUGCGGAGGAAUCAAUGCUUGAUGCACCUGAAUUUGACACUGAUGCUUCAACCAAGUUCUUUGGCGCCCCCAGCAACGCAUAUUACCUUUCAGUAAGAGCACAGGUUGAUAUGGCUGUGGGAAAAUUCGAAAAUGCUGUUUCACAAGCACAAAUGGCGGCACGUAUACAUCCUGGAAGCAGGGAAAUCACUGCCAUUGCUCGUAAGGCUCGAUCUAUUGCAUCGGCUCGGUUGAUGGGUAAUAAUCUCUUCAAGGCCUGCAAAUUUGUGGAGGCUUGCCUUGCCUACGGUAAUGGCCUUAACCAUGACCCUCAGAAUGCAGUCCUACUCUGCAAUCGUGCUGCUUGCAGGUCUAAGUUAGGCCAAUGGCAGAAGGCCAUUGAAGAUUGCAAUGUCGCUCUUAAUUUGCGCCCGAAGUAUAGUAAGGCACGCCUGAGGAGAGCCGACUGUAACGCCAAGUUGGAGCAGUGGGAGGCAUCUAUAGAAGAUUACAAUGUAUUGGUUCUUGAAAUGUCUGGAGAUGAGACAGUAAGCAAGGCCUUGCAGGAAGCUAAAGAACAUCUUAAGAGGCAAAGUGCUGCUUGCAUUAAAGUGGCUGAAAGUGGCUCUGAGGCCUUAAACGUCACCAACAAAGACUAGUUUCAUGGUGUUAUCAAAUCACCUGGUUUCUGUAGGAAGACCAUUUCUAAGCAUGGUAGAAACUUAGUGAGCUCAGCUUCAUUGCACACCUGGAUGGCUCCAAUUUCAUAAACAUUGCAGGUUCUCAACUUGAUCAUCUUGAAAUCAUUCUGACCCUCCGCUCUUUCAGAACUUGAAACAAGAGUUGUAGAACACUCGAGGACGAAACUCCAUUGUCGAAGCAAAUCAAGGUUGAGAAAUAGACUGCAGUCUAAGAUCAGACUGCAGAAGUCAUGAAAGCAAUUAUUGAAGCAAACUCAAUGCCUGCAAGCUCAGAAUAAACUGCUCUUUUUUGUUAAAAUUCAAUGCAAACCAUUCCUAAGCUUUCAUUAUCUUUGGUGGUGCUGUAUGUAGAGUUUCUUCUUCAUGGAUCAUUCAGAAGAUACUGCACUGUUUGUCUUCAGAUAUGAGUUUUGUUUCUUUAGUUCUCGUUUGGAUGAAUAGAUUGUGAAGGAAAAAGGAAGAAAUUUUCUGGAAUUUUAAUUCGAAAUCAAUGUUUGUUUUGGCCAAAGUGAG
This is a messenger RNA of Phalaenopsis equestris, 2466 nucleotides long. RefSeq names its product inactive TPR repeat-containing thioredoxin TTL3-like. The record is from RefSeq and is a predicted model, not a curated record. Gene Ontology annotation, molecular function: protein binding. Gene Ontology annotation, cellular component: cytoplasm. NCBI's taxonomy places the organism in Eukaryota, Viridiplantae, Streptophyta, Magnoliopsida, Asparagales, Orchidaceae. The transcript has 5 exons. The coding region runs from base 259 to 1911 and encodes 550 amino acids.